AUGGUAAACCCAUACGGGCUAAAAUCAAGCAAUAUAUUGCUGGUGCUCCUAUUGUUCUGCGCCCAAACUGCGGGAAUUGAAAAUCCCAGAGAACGGUUUCUGGAUGAUCUACUUAAUUCAAUUCACAAUGAGCGUUCAGUUGACACCCUGUUUUUACUGCAGCAAAGUGGAGACCCAAACUGCUCCUUUCAGGACUGGAAUCCACGAGGAAUUCCAACUCUUAGGGCCAAUGAAAAGAGCAUAUUAAACAUAAAGAAAUACUACAACGACAACGCAUUGGCCCUGGUUUGUAUAACGAAGAAUUCCUUCCAAGUUCUACUGAAUAUUCUGGCAAGGACAUUCGAUGGCAUGCGACAGGAGCGAAUAGUGCUAAUGAUUCCACAUAAGCCAAGUUCAGAUUUGAUAAAAACCAUCUCUCGGAAGAUCGAGCACUUACAAUUUUUGCACAUGAUAUUGCUAGUUGUCGAGGAACCUUACAACACAGAAUUUCCCGUGACCGCCCAUCGAAUGAAACCUUUCCCGGAACCUCAUUUCAAGAGAGUUCGGAACUUGUUUUCUGGCACGAAGAUUUUCAAAAAGCCAGUGAACUUUCAGGGAAAGGUUGCCAGUGCGAUCCGCGACAGGGACUUUUCGCCGUACAAGUUCACAUUAAAUUUAGUUACGGCUUUUUCUCGAAAAUACAACACAACCAUUAAACCACAGAGGUCAGUAAACCAGAAGAGAAAUAAAACCCGCAAGGAAUACUUCGACAUCGAUAUGACCAUGGUUAUGAACGAUAGCAAAAACUUAACGGGAUACGUAAACCUCAUAGGGGUCACCGCCACCUUGAUGAUUGCGGUGCCAUGUGGCAAGGAGCUAAGUAGCAUGGACAUCUUCAAGGAGGUCGGAAUGGGAACAGUGGCCUGGUCAGCGUUGAUUUUCUACAUCCUUUUCGGUCUGGUGGAGUCUGCAUUCGUCUACCUAUCGCCUCCCAAAAAUGGCAGAAAAGUGAGCGUAAAGUUUAUGAACCCUUUGGUGAAUCUUCGAGCAUUGAGGGCUCUUUUGGGUCAGUCCUUUCCGGUCUCCAAUCGAUACGGUCUCCCAAUCCGACAACUAUUUCUAUUGAUGAGUCUGAUGGGUACACUCUUCGGAUGUUUCUUCGGCUGCGAACUGAGCUCCUUUCUGACCAAAAAACCCCUUUACCCUCAGGUUAAUACAUUCCCGGAGUUGCGCGAAAGUAAUCUAACCAUCGGAGUGGACAAUCCAACUCGCUACUUUAUAGAGCGGGAACUCGAUAGGGAUUUUUUUAGAACAGAAGUGCCCAAUAUGAAAAACUUCACAUUUACUGGGUUCACCAAGCUCGUCGAAUCAUUUGACAUGAACUUUGGACUACUAGUGCACUCGCAACCUUGGAACGCUUUGAAACAAGAACUGGAAGUGUUGAACAAGAAAAUGUAUUGCGACGCCAAGGACCUCACAAUAAUCCACAAUGUGCCGCUAAUGCUCCCCGUUCGAAAGAACUCAAUCUUAGCCCCGUACCUCCACGAUUUCAAUAUAGAUGUAUUCGACACAGGACUAAUGAUGCACUGGAUCAAAGUGGCUGAUCAGGAGAUCAAAAACGAUGUCAAAUCGGUUCUGAAAAGUUUCGAAAUGGAGCCAUCUUACGUUCCCCUCUCCUUCGAGCAUUUCAAGUGGUUAUGGACUCUACUUGGUAUUUCUUACGCUUUUUCAAUAAUGGUUUUUAUAAUGGAAAUAAUCUGGGCUAAGAGCCAGAAAUGA
This is a messenger RNA of Drosophila ficusphila, 1758 nucleotides long. RefSeq lists its product as uncharacterized. The record is from RefSeq and is a predicted model, not a curated record. NCBI's taxonomy places the organism in Eukaryota, Metazoa, Arthropoda, Insecta, Diptera, Drosophilidae. Bases 1 to 1758 code for a protein of 585 amino acids. The transcript has a single exon.